AUGUCUGACGCCGCGGAGACCAAGCCCGACCCCACCACUCAGGCUCCUGAGGAGACCAAGCCCGAUACCGCCACCACCGGCGAGGGCGAGAAGACUGUGACUGAGGCUGCUGUUGACACGGCCAAGGAGGCUGCUGAUACUGCCAAGGACGCGGCUGCUAAGACCACCGAUACCGUUUUCUCCAUGUUCGGAGGCGGUCCCAAGAAGGAGAAGAAGGAGGAGACCGAGGAGGGUACGGAUGAGCCCUCUGGCUCUGCCAAGGCCCAGAAGGAAAGCGAGAACCCCGAGGACGAGGCCCCCGAAUCCCCCGAUGUCCACUUCGAGCCCGUCAUCCGCCUCACCGAGAAGGUUGAGACCAAGACCAACGAGGAGCUCGAGGAGCAGGUCUUCAAAAUGCGCGCCAAGCUGUUCAAGUUCGACCGUGAGAGCAAGGAGUGGAAGGAGCGUGGUACCGGUGACGUUCGUCUCUUGAAGCACAAGGAGAACGAGAAGACCCGCCUGGUCAUGCGCCGGGAUAAGACCCUCAAGGUCUGCGCCAACCACUACAUUGUCCCCGACAUGAAGUUGAGCCCCAACGUUGGCAGUGACCGCAGCUGGGUCUGGAACGCCGCCGCCGAUGUCAGCGAGGGCGAGCCUGAGGCCCAGACUCUGGCUAUUCGCUUUGCCAACAGCGAGAACGCCAACCUCUUCAAGGAUGCCUUUGAGAAGGCCCAGCAGGAGAAUGAGAAGCUCUUCGGUGCCGCUAGUGAGCAGUAA
This is a messenger RNA of Penicillium maclennaniae, 756 nucleotides long. Its product is annotated as Ran GTPase-binding protein YRB1. Gene Ontology annotation, biological process: nucleocytoplasmic transport. Bases 1 to 756 code for a protein of 251 amino acids. Lineage: Eukaryota; Fungi; Ascomycota; Eurotiomycetes; Eurotiales; Aspergillaceae. The transcript is spliced from 4 exons. Gene Ontology annotation, molecular function: GTPase activator activity. Gene Ontology annotation, cellular component: cytoplasm; nuclear pore. The record is from RefSeq and is a predicted model, not a curated record.